Molecule: messenger RNA, 2096 nt
Organism: Molossus molossus (Pallas's mastiff bat)
Lineage: Eukaryota; Metazoa; Chordata; Mammalia; Chiroptera; Molossidae
Gene: ARMC7
Product: armadillo repeat containing 7
Exons: 3
Coding region: 252-848 (198 amino acids)
Molecular function (GO): protein binding
Source: RefSeq, a predicted model, not a curated record
UACGCCCUCCCCCAGCGCGCAGCCGCCUACCUGCCUCACGCGUCCCAGUUGCGACUUUCCCGACCAGCUCUUCCGUGACCCCGCAUCCCAGUUCCAGCUGCAGAUGACGGCACAGCCUGAAGCCGGGAAAGGAACCUGUAUCCCGCCUGGCUCGCCUUUGCCCAGUGCGGCCCAGUGAGGUUCUCGCCCGCCUUUCCGGCCUCACCUGCCCCUCUCCUGCCUGCCCCCCGUGGACCCUCCGCCACCCCGCCAUGGCCCAGAAGCCGAAGGUAGACCCCCACGUCGGACGGCUGGGAUACCUGCAGGCGCUGGUCACGGAAUUCCAGGAGACGGAGAGCCAAGACGCCAAGGAGCAAGUCCUGGCCAACCUCGCCAACUUCGCCUAUGACCCCAGCAACUACCAGUAUCUGCGACAGCUGCAGGUCCUGGAUUUGUUCCUCGAUUCGCUGUCGGAAGAGAAUGAGACCCUGGUGGAGUUUGCUAUUGGAGGCCUAUGCAACCUGUGCUCAGACAGGGCCAACAAGGAGCACAUCCUGCAGACAGGGGGUGUCCCGCUCAUCAUCAACUGCCUGUCCAGUCCCAACGAGGAGACUGUGCUGUCCGCUGUCACCACGAUCAUGUACCUGUGCUCACCAGGCCCCGGCUCCCACCCCGAGCUGACUGCCAUGCCUGUGGUCCAGUGCAUGCUGCGCUUCUCCCUCUCGACCAACACAAGGCUCCGGAACCUGGCCCAGAUCUUCCUGGAAGACUUCUGUUCCCCGAGCCAGGUGGCCGAAGCCCGCCGCUGGCCGGCUCACUCUGCCCUGGGUAUCCCACUGCCAAGGACUGAGGCCCCACAACAGCCCUGAUCCAAGGAGACCUCAGGCCACAGUUCUCUUACUUCCAGAGGCGAGACAAAUCUUGGUGAGGCUUAGGAAGCAGGAGCGUAGCUCCCACUGAGCACAGCUCCCACUGAGCACACCCUCUCCAAAUGGUGCCUUUGAGCUAUUUUGAAGGUGAGUUUUCUCAGCUGACAGGUAUUGACGCUGUGAUGAAAGGCAUUAGAUGAGUUGAGGAAGACAGACUUUGAGACACAUGGAGAAGGAAAUUGAAGGUGUUGCCAUUUUCACAGGCUGGCACGCUCAACCAAGGGAAGGCAAAGGUCCUGCCUCCUUGUCCACCCCACUGCCAGACUCACCCUCAUGUAAGCAGCCUCCUGGUGCCCAGAUCCACGGGCUUUUGCAGAAGGUGGUUCUCCUGCCCGCAGCUGGGCCUGGGGCUUAGGAAAACUGCCCGAGCUUGAGGACGUAGGCACAAUCCCUCCACAGAAGUGUCUGGAGUAAUUUUGAGGAAUAGGAAUGAGAAGCCUCAUUGUUAAAACUAUCUCGAGGCUCUGGGAAGCUGGGUAUCUGCCCCACACGCUCUGCAGGCUGGGCAUUAAGCAUGGUGGAUGCUGGCCCAGAGAACUCUGUGGCCCAGGACUAACCAUGUAUCCACACAGGCCUGUCUGCCAGGCACGAUGUGAGGGCUUCACAGGUGAAGAAGUGGUCCCUGCUCUUGAGUGACACAGCCCAAUGACUAUUAAUGUGGCCAUCGGGCACUAAGACCAAGGCCAUACGGGUGAUGACAUCAGAAUACAGGCACGACCCCUUGGAGCUGGCGUCUUUCCCCCACACCCCCAUAGUCCUCGCCUGAAAGCCCUCAGGGUUCAGUGAGGGGAGUCCUUGCCCCUGGAAAUGUCUCGGGCUCAGGAGGCUGUCAGGGAUGCGAGUAAGAGGGGGUGCUCAGGGAGACAGUGGACCAGAUACCGAUAUGAGCUGUGUGGCUCGUAGUCCACGGUGCAUGCUGGUCAGCACAGGGGAAGGGGUGUGGGACACCCAUGGAAGGCUGGGGUUCAGGAACAAUAGGAGUCCUGGUCAUCUACUCCCUUACAUGACCAAGGAAAGGCAGAUGCGAGAGGAAUGGCAUCCAGGUGGGUGUGGAGGUGGGGCAGGUCCUGGGGCCUCUGGAGAUGGAGGAAGGGGAAGUCCUCUUCAUCAGCCUCCAUUCCAACCGCAGCCCUAGGGCUUCUGCCCCUCUACUUUCCCAAAUAAAGGACCUGACAAGAACGGUGAGCC